Marchantia polymorpha subsp. ruderalis is the source of this 2952-nucleotide messenger RNA. The record is from the annotation of a GenBank genome assembly. NCBI's taxonomy places the organism in Eukaryota, Viridiplantae, Streptophyta, Marchantiopsida, Marchantiales, Marchantiaceae.
CUCGGGUCACGGUUCUGAAUAAUGAUCAUCGCUCCCGGUCAAUCAAUCGCCUUUCGUAUACAAAACUUUCGGCCAGAGCUUCGAAUAUUUAUGGUUCGUGUAUUUCCACCCCCCGUCCCUACAAAGCCACGACAUCAGGUGGCUAUGAGUAAGCCUUGAAAGGCCCUGAAAAGUAAUGCUUUCAUCCCCGCCCAUCUCCUCCCCAUCUCCACCCCCCACAUGUUACGACGUUGCGCCUUGUUAUUCGGAAGGCAAGCUCUGCUCAUGGCUGUCGGUUGUUUUCGGAAAGAGAGAGGAACCGAGAAACGCUUUGCUUCUCGAGGAGGAGGAGGAGGAGAUGAACUUGCAGCAGUGUGAGAACUGUGGUUCAUGCCGGGUUAGUUGAGGAAAGUGGUGCAGGGUAAUUUGUUGGGUCGGUAGGCACCGACUCCAUAGUAAAAGUGAGUGAAGCUCAUGUCGCGAACUACAAGGAGUAUGAAUGCUUGUGAGCCAUGGCAUGAACACCGAUGCCUGCCUCAGUCAAAAUCAUAUCCUCACACCUCAAGGAUGUGUCCUGAAUGAUGGGAAGGGGAUAUACCGAGCUUCUGCUGUAGAAUUCUGGGAAACGAAUUUACACUUCAGCAAUAUUAAAUUGGGCAUGGCUCCACGGAUCAAGUCACGUCUAUCAAGCUCGACGAUGCAAUUGGGUCCUUCGCACGCUCAUAGUUCGGCCACGAGAGAUUUCAGUAUAUCUCGAUCGGAUGACCCAGACCCUCGUGACAAGCACGAGUGCCAGACAGACAUGAGACCUUCUUGGCAUCCAAUCCGUUCCUGACGAGCUUUUUUCGCCAGUCUUUCUUGUUGGACUUUUGGGCUCCCGUUCAGAAGCGCCUGCAUUGUACGUCAUCGUCAUGGGAAGUCCUUCGCCUCUCUGCUGCCACUUUUUCGAGCCAUGAACAGGAAAGUCGCUCUUUCCGUUUAGAAUAGGAAUAAUGAGAGUAAGCUUGACCUCGUACCGCAUGAUUUUUAAUGCGCUCGAAAGUUUCGGAAUCAUACCAUGCGUGAACGGAAUCGUGGGAUUUUCAGUUCGAACGUUCUGCUACUUUCACGUCAUGCCGAAGCAGUACUUCCGUUAUCGUUCUAAGCACAUCGAAGAGACAGGUUUCCACCUGAUGCGAGCGAGCCUGCGAAGCUUUAUGAAGAAACUGGGCCGAAUUUAGUUCGCUUCUAGAAUCACUAGUGGAUACAAGAGCAUGCGUCGGGAGGCUCAAAAGGAGCUGCAGUACAGAGACAAAUCGUUCGAACGAAUGGAAAAAGUGCAGACCGAAUUUCGUCGCCAGGACUCGAUGUUAGGGGUUACACUUUUGGGGUUACAAGCGAGCAACGGUGGAUCUGCGUAAGCGUCCUGGCUUUCGAGCUCUUUGCUUAGCAUCGACGACAGAGUGCGACCAGCAGCAUCCUGGCUCCUGGCCAUGAUAAGGGCAUGAUGGAAUAAGGUCGCGGUGGAAUCAUCCCGAAACAGACGAGUAAACACGCGCAUCUGGAACGAGGUUUGCAAGAUGAUGUCGGGACAUCGCUCCCGGUUCAUGAACACAACUGGAAAGGCGGUGGUCAAGCUCCAACGGAACAAAUGAUCUGGAUUUCGCACCGAGCCACGACUUGGGUCUUGAUGAGAAGUACAAGUUGGAGCCUGUCGACACAAAUGACUUGCCCACCCACCAGCCAGCCAGCCAGCGAGCCAGCUAGCUAUCCAUGCUCGCAUUCGGGGCUUAAUAACAAUCGUCCAUGCAACGUCGGUGCGUAAGCACUCUGGCAGGCAGGCAGGCAGGCAGGCAGGGCAGGCUUCGCGCAAAAGUUCUUCAUCCAGCAGUUUUAAAAUAUGCUGUCCUGGGCAUGAUUUGGUCAUAAUGAUCUCGCAUCUCCAGGCCAUGAGCAGAAUAUGCGCUUCACAUCGGCGAGUCUGUGGCGCAAGCCCGAGGUUCUAGACUGCACCAAUUAUUCUAGUCGAGCCUCGGAGCGAGGAGCACUCGCAGCCUUUGCCUCCCCACAUGAAAGCAGCCGUCGCGGCCAAUGGGCCGCUCUGCGCGCAAAUAUUCAUCCAAUACUCAAUCCAAUAUUCAUCCUUUCGGGGGACCGACUUGUGGUCCAGUCCCGGACGCCAAAAAGCUUGGGCCUGAACUUUCCUCGUCCUUAUGGCGAGCGAUGUGGAUGCCAGACCUUUAACGCCUGGCCUCAUCGGCGGUGCCCAUCCAAAGCUUGGAUCUUGCCCGGACUUAUUUUACGUAAGCAUCAUGGCCCCGGCCUUACAGAGCAGACCAGUCCUUUCCAUGCCCCCCCUCUCGAGUCAUCGUCCGUCCUGCUGAUGCAUCGCGCCCUUAUUGAUUCGUUUCUUUAAUGCCCUCCCGUAUCCAUCCAUCCACCUCCUCGUCUUCAAGUCCAAGUUAGCUCGACCUUCGGAUGCGUCUUGCCUUUGCCCAAGUUGUACCACGGUACCGCCACUUUUCUGAGUCCUCCGCGCGUAAGAUUCUUCCAGUCAACAAAGGCCUCUUUCGUUCAAACUUCGGACAGAAGAUAAGUAUUUUCUGCUUUCACUUAAAGUAUGUGUAUCACUUCCAUGGGUACAAAACGCCCCCUCCCCAUUGAGUUUUGGUACGAUUGACGUUCGGAGUUUAAACUCUAAACCUGCUCAGAAUUUUAGAGUCGGAUGGAUGGAUGGGUGGAUGUAGCCACAUGGCCAUCGACAUGAUGAGUACGCUUGUAAUCUUCUCUUUAUGAGGACACACUCCCACACUUGUGUCCAGGUACGCGUGGAGGAGUUCGAUGCUUUCCAUGAAAGAUGUCAUCAGCAAAAUUAUAUAUAUAAAGCGAAAACCGUUGGAAUUUCCCAUCGGUUUUACAUAGAUAUUCACUUAAUAUUAAUAUGGCCUGGUCGUUAAUAGUUCAACUAUAUAUUUUAAACGGUCCAUACAUUAC